Plasmodium relictum is the source of this 1128-nucleotide messenger RNA. Its product is annotated as conserved Plasmodium protein, unknown function. The coding region runs from base 1 to 1128 and encodes 375 amino acids. The transcript has 5 exons. Lineage: Eukaryota; Apicomplexa; Aconoidasida; Haemosporida; Plasmodiidae. The record is from RefSeq and is a predicted model, not a curated record.
AUGAAUUUGCCGCAUGUAAAUAAUCCAUUGUACACAAAUCAGAAUUUUUGUAUAAAAAAUGUAGAACCUAAAUAUAAGAUAAAUCCAUUUGUAAAUAUAAAAGCGAGUUAUCCAAUGAAAGUUUUAUCCUACUCUCAAAUUAAUAAUAAUAUUUUUUUAAGUAACAAUUCCCAACUGAAAAUGCAUAAAAAUAAAACUUUUAACAUUCCGUUUGAAACGGAACCAAAAACUGAUUCAAAAUAUUUUUAUAUAAAAUGUUUUAAUAAUACGAAUAAUAAAAACAAUUGUAAAAAAAAUAAAAAUUUUAAAAUAUAUAAUAAAAAUGAUAUUCAAAGCUAUGAGAAUAAUAUAUGUACACCAAUAACUCCUAAAAACAAUUAUAGCACACAGUAUUUUAAAAAUAAUUUCAAUAAUUCAUUACGUAAAAUAUAUUUAGAAAAGUGUGGAAGAGUUAUAAUUUUUGAUUUAGAUGAUACACUAAUUCCUACUUAUUGGAUACGAUCAAUAUUACUUUCAAAAUGCUAUCUUAAUCAAGACCAAGCUCUAAGAGAACUAAAAAAAAAAAUUAAAUUAAAUAAAAAAUAUAAUUUUGAAUCUGCUGCUUGUUCAGUAAUUCAUUUAGCCAAAUCCAUGUCACACACAGUAUUUAUUGUCACAAAUGCAAGGAGUGAUAAAUGGAUAGAUACGGUAAAAUGGUUAUUUCCUAAUUUUUCUAAAUUACUUGAUGAACAUAAUAUUCCUAUAAUAAGAACUGAACAAUAUAUGGAACCUUCCAUUUUAAAUGUGUUCGAAUAUUUUCGAUAUUGGAUGAAUGCUAAAAAAAAAAAGUUUGAUGAAAUACUGAAAGACCAUUGGACUUUUUAUUAUCAAUAUAUUAGGAAUAAAGUUGAUUUUAUUUCAUUGGGGGACACUGAAUUUGAAGAAGUUGCAACUUAUGAAUUGUUAUCAAGCAAUAAAAACAUAAUUAAAAGAGCAUUUAACAUAAAAGUUCAAACAGGAUUAUGCUUUGAAGACUUUAUCGGGCAAUUAAAACUAAUUCAAGUGGCAUUAUCAAUAAUUACUAAAGGAUCAUAUUCAUAUAAAUAUCUAGCUCUAUCGUCUUCUGUGCAAAUAAAAAUGUUCACGUAG